CUCCCCCACCUGUGAGCAUGGCAAACAAAGGUCCCUCGUUUGGCCUGAGCAGAGACGUCCAGGCCAAGAUUGAGAAGAAAUAUGACGACGAGCUGGAGGAGCGGCUGGUAGAGUGGGUCGUGGCCCAGUGUGGGACAGAAGUGGGGCGCCCCGACCGUGGCAGGCUGGGCUUCCAGGUCUGGCUGAAGAAUGGCAUUGUUCUGGGGAAGCUGGUCAACAGCCUCCACCCCUCUGGCUCAAAGCCCGUGAAGAUCCCAGACUCCCCGCCUACCAUGGUCUUCAAGCAGAUGGAGCAGAUCGCUCAGUUCCUGAAGGCGGCCGAGGACUACGGGGUGGUGAAGACAGACAUCUUCCAGACGGUCGACCUGUUUGAAGCUAAGGACAUGGCUGCUGUGCAGAGGACGCUGCAGGCCUUGGGCAGCCUCGCGGUGACCAAGAACGACGGCCACUAUCAAGGCGACCCCUCCUGGUUCAUGAAGAAAGCCCAGGAAAACAAGCGGGACUUCUCAUCCGCGCAGCUGAAAGAAGGCAAGAACGUCAUUGGCCUGCAGAUGGGCUCUAACCAGGGGGCCUCGCAGGCGGGCAUGACAGGCUACGGCCGGCCCCGGCAGAUCAUUAGCUAAAC
This is a messenger RNA of Euleptes europaea (tarantolino), 625 nucleotides long. RefSeq names its product transgelin (gene TAGLN). The record is from RefSeq and is a predicted model, not a curated record. The transcript is spliced from 4 exons. Gene Ontology annotation, molecular function: protein binding. NCBI's taxonomy places the organism in Eukaryota, Metazoa, Chordata, Lepidosauria, Squamata, Sphaerodactylidae. The coding region runs from base 18 to 623 and encodes 201 amino acids.